Molecule: messenger RNA, 1719 nt
Organism: Colletotrichum destructivum
Lineage: Eukaryota; Fungi; Ascomycota; Sordariomycetes; Glomerellales; Glomerellaceae
Product: Putative WD40/YVTN repeat-like-containing domain superfamily
Exons: 2
Coding region: 1-1719 (572 amino acids)
Biological process (GO): positive regulation of anaphase-promoting complex-dependent catabolic process; anaphase-promoting complex-dependent catabolic process; positive regulation of ubiquitin protein ligase activity
Cellular component (GO): anaphase-promoting complex
Molecular function (GO): anaphase-promoting complex binding; protein binding; ubiquitin ligase activator activity
Source: RefSeq, a predicted model, not a curated record
AUGCAUCGCUAUAUUCCUUACCGAGACGUGGACACCCCCUUGUCCGACAAGAUCCGACUCAAGGCACGGCCGCUUUCGCUUCCUUCGCCGCCGCCCGGGACCGUCGUGCCCGUCAUCCCCAUCGGCCUUUCGUCCGUUCUUCACCUUUCUCAACGGGAGACGCCGCCGGAAGAUGCCAGAACCGUCCGGCGAGUAUUCACCCAUUUUUUUGGGCCUCGGCCCCGAGAGGAGGAGAACCAGAGCCAACACGAGGGGCGGCUCGCCGACGCCCUUGAGAUCAACCAGACGGCAAAAAUCCUUCAAAUAGGCCAUCCAUCCUCGGGCACCCCGUCAAGACUUCGGGCAACGCUCAAGGUGGAGGAAGCGGCCAAUCUGCCAUCGGCACCCUACCGGGUUCUCCAAGCCCCGGAGCUUGAGGACGAUUACUACCGCUCCCCGCUAGCAUACUCUCCGACCUGUCAAUGCUUGGCCGUUGCCUUGGGCAGUACGGUCUAUAGAUGGUCAGAGUGGUACGACCCCAAGCCCGUCUACCGCGCGCCGCUUCAGCGACGAAACGGCCUGACCUCCUUGUCUUUCUCCUCGAAACAGGGCGGCAAAGCCAUCCUCGCCUUUGGAAGAAAGGACGGCUUCUUCGGUCUUCUACCAUCUCAGAACCCCUUUAAUUCGGGCGUCUUGGUGCCGACGGAAGACUUGCUCGUCGGCGACAGUCAGGGAACCAUCCUGCAGUACGUGGUCGAAUGGCCCAGCCUUUGGGAAGUCUCGAGGGACACUUGGCUUGGCAAGGUCACGCCGAUAGCCAAGAUUGCGGCCCAUACCUCGCAGAUCUGUGCCCUCGUCUGGUCACCAAACGGACAGAGUUUUAUGUCGGGGAGCAACGACAACACAGUCCGUCACUUCGAGAUCGACCGAAUGACGGAGAGUCGAUUUACCGAGCGCAGCGCAACCUUGGCUCGCAGAGGUCACAAUUCGGUGCAAGGCGAUAACAAGGCCGAAAGAGACCCGCCACCUCCCGAAGACCUGGGACCAAGCCGACGGGAAGGACGAGUAAGUGAGGGGACGUCAUCUCACACUCUCCCAGGCGGUGAAAUGGCCGAGGCCGACGUUGCUGGAAGCAUUCCACGAGCGGUUCAUACCCCUGGGCAAGAUGUCCGGGUAUUUGGGCAUGGGAUGGAGACUCACUGCUGGAGGCAUGACGCCGCAAUCAAGGCCAUUGCCUUCUGUCCCUGGCAAGACGGUCUCGUUGCGACUGGUGGCGGAUUGGGCGACAAGUGCAUUCGCUUCUUCCACAUCGGGACGAACACACCCUUGGCUACCAUUGUUGUAGGAGCCCAAGUCACUGCAUUGAUCUGGUCUACUACGAAACGCGAGAUCGCGGCCACGUUCGGUUACAGCCACGGCUACGCGCAAACAGAGCACCCAUACCGCAUAGUCGUGUUCAGCUGGCCGUCCUGCCGAAAUGUCAGCGCUGUGGCAUGGCCAGGCGGCCCUAGGGCCUUGUGUGCCAUCCCGUACCCCAGAGGACCAGCGAAUGCGCACGAACGAAGCCGGACGGCGAAGGAGGGGACCAUCGUCGUGGCAUCGAGCGACGAGACUCUCAAGUUUCACGAAGUGUGGCGAGAUCGGCCCAAAUCGGCAAUCGGCGGCGUCGUAGGGAUACUUGGCAGCGACGUUCUCGAGGGUCUUGUCGGGAUCGACAAGGAGGGAGACGUUAUUCGAUGA